GUAGAGGUCCUUGAAAACGCUCGUUCCCUGAAAUUCCUAGGUUGCUUCCCCAAUCCUCAAGACAGUUCACCUUGCACCAAAAACUCCUCUCUACUCUUUUCCUGUAUUCACAAAAAGAAACACCACAAAUCCCACCAUCAGAACAGAAGAUCUAGCAGCGAUGAAAACAUCUACGCCCCGCCUGUAGAAGUCAUCAGUCCAUCCCCUUACGACACUGACCGGACAUGCGAAACGGAUGAGACUAGAUCCAAAGAUGACAUCUGUAGUACAGACGAUGAAGAAUACAUCCUUUCGGGCUUCAGAAAGCGUCCCAAAACCUUUUAUUGCGACCCAAACAGAUCAAGAGAUUCAGAUGGGUCACUGGUUUGUCAAGGAUCCAUUAGAGGUAGAAGAAAGCUAGAAAGUUCUGCCAGUUUUGGAAGUCAGCAGAGCUAUAAUGAGAGUGAGAGGGAGUUUAUAGCCCGAAAUAUUCGUCGGCCGUCGCAACUGAAUAUAUCUGCUAGAAGUCGAAAUGACAGAUUCCAACCAAGCCGAAGCGUUGACGAACUGAACGAUGCUGAAACAACGCGUCGACGAGAAGUAUCCGACACCGGUCGAGCAGCCAAAACACCUGACAUUUCCUUGGAUGAUCGAAGACAAAAGCACGUCAGUUUUGACAACGGUAAUCUGGUGCGCAGCAACACAGUGGCAGGAGGUCUUGAGGAUGUGGGGAGCGAUUACAGGGGUGGUCCAGCAGCCACUUCAACACCACUAAAUUCACAGCGAAGAUCUUUUUCUCCACCUCCGCGAAGAAAUAGAUCUCAAGAGCGCUUGCUGGAUGGUUUUGUGACAACAAGGCCACCUCUAGAGUUUAGUGACAGAUCCAGUUCUGCAUUGUCAACCAGCAGGCAGUACGACUCCAGUGGAG
This is a messenger RNA of Parasteatoda tepidariorum (common house spider), 907 nucleotides long. NCBI's taxonomy places the organism in Eukaryota, Metazoa, Arthropoda, Arachnida, Araneae, Theridiidae. The record is from RefSeq and is a predicted model, not a curated record.